AAUUUCUUCAGAGACGCCUGGAACCUGUUUGACUUCAUCACAGUGAUCGGAAGUAUCGUGGAUGCCCUUGUGAUCGAGUUCGGGGUAUGUAGAGCUUCGGCAAAGAUCGCCUUCAUUUUAAAAUCGUUGAGUCGAGUAAAUGUUCAGAGUGACGUAGUUUUACAGAAAGGAGAAGUAGAAUAUUCAGACGUUUAAUUAUUUAUCUAACGAGAAACCUCUCGAUGACACCUUUGACUCCCGUUUUCUCUUAAUUGUGUCUAAACCCAAGUAAUUGCUUGACUGUACAUUAUCGAGUGUUGUCUUUCCUUUAACCCUUUUGCUGCUUCUUUAGUUUCAGCAGAGUGUACAAACAUAAAAUGCUAGCAGGUAAAGUCAACGAUUUUUAUUCGAGUCCCUACAAUGUCACGUAUUUAUAUUUGCGUAGCUUUAUGCUGCAUUCAUACGCUACACACUCACACUGUACAUUAUCACACUUGUACGUUACACAGCCACCACGAUAUACGUAUAUAUCCAGUUACACAUGUACGUUACAAUGUCAGAACAAUCUCACGAAAGGAAAUGCUUUCGAAGAGAAAUUAUUAUUUGCAAUAACGAGAUCGACAGGAAAGUGAAAGAAUUCUUUAGACAUGUCGAAAGCAUGAAACUGAAAGCGCGAGCCUUUCCCUUCAAAGGAUUUUUUUCUCGUUCACUCCGUACAGAAGAAACGACAUUCUUUUGGACAAUCAACAUAAAUACAGCACUACCCAUCAAAUAUUUCUUUACUCCUAUAUAUAUAGUAGAAGUAUAUUUAUUAACCCGAAGUAACAUCGUGCUACACUUCCACAAGCCGUAAUUGUAAUCCAGUAAAAGCGACAAAUUUAUAUAUAUAUAUAUAUACAUACAUAUACAUAGUAUCGAUGCCACAUCGAGACUGUCGAAUCGAGAUCUCCCUUAAAUGCUUGCACUCCUAGUAGGUUUGCUGAAUCGGCAAAAAUUAACAUGAUUUUUUGGCUGAAACUUACUUUUAGAGAUCAAGGUAAGCCAAGCCACACCUUUUUCUAUCAAGCUUCGCGUAAACAUGACAGUUGUUACAAAUCUUAUUAUCAACCGCCGCCAGACUAAGCUUCGUUUACACGUGUAUGUAAAUCUCCGCUAGUUUUGUUACGUACUCGCAUAUUAAGAGAUCAGCGUGCAUAUAUAAUGUCCGAUCGAUCCAAUAAUUUUGCAAUAUCGUGUAUUUUUGUACUAGGAGCGGUUUUCGAGUAUGCCCAGUGGCGGCCAACUAGGCGAAAAAAAGGUAUAAGUUCCGUCACAUUUACGCCCACAGAUGUAAGUUGUCGCAUCGGUUAUACAGAUUACGUAAUCGUCACGCCGAUUACACGGAAAUAAUCGGAUAUAUAAAUAUUUAUAUUAUGUCUCUUUGUCAUCCCAAUGAACGAACAAUCACGUUGUUCGUUACAUACACGUUCGAAUUUUCACUCAUAUAACGUAUAAACAUUCUCCGCAUAUUUUUUACUACUACUGCACACGAUAUAUACUUUUUACGCGAAUACACAAAGCAGCAGCACACGAGAAACAAACCAACCUCGAAUGGCAUAUGGAUGCGGUAUUUAACGCGCGAAUAAAAUUUUCACGCUGUUCAUGCCGUGCUCGCUUGAUGCUUGGCUACAGCAAAUGGGUUUAACGGACGACAUACCGAACAUCAGUGAUUCUAACGCUUUGGAAAAUCGAAACGUUGCCGCGUUGAAAUCACAUUUCAGUUAUAACGUUCAGAUAUACAAUGUUUCAAUCGCGCAAUAUACGUCGAGACGAGGGAACCACCAUAGAAUUCCUGCAGAUUCUUCCGUAGCUUCGUUCGUGCAUCGGAACGAUGUCGAAGGCCAGCAUUCGAACAAUGUUUAAACGAGUUUGAAGCAGGUUCGCAACAUCGUGACGCUACACACGCGAAGCCUUGCCCGUAUCGUGAUAAGGAGCCGGCAUUUUUGGAGAUUAAGUGCAAUUUCCUCUGUCCCCUGCAGGAGAACUUUAUUAACGUCGGCUUCCUAAGACUGUUCCGUGCCGCCAGGCUGAUCAAGCUACUCAGACAAGGCUAUACGAUUCGAAUUUUACUCUGGACCUUUGUACAAUCCUUCAAAGUGUGCAACUGGUGAGUCAUGGCCGAAUAUCAUGUUGUCCUGCGUGAAAGGUCGUCCAUGUGACCCGAAGGCCGGCAAGCAACCUGGUGGCUGUGGUUCGAACCUCGCGUACGCCUACUUCGUUUCGUUCAUCUUCUUCUGUUCGUUCUUAAUGCUGAAUCUGUUUGUCGCCGUCAUUAUGGAUAAUUUUGAUUAUCUGACGAGAGACUCGUCGAUCUUGGGCGCUCAUCACUUGGACGAGUUCAUUCGGAUCUGGGCCGAAUACGAUCCAAACGCAACAGCUAAGAUACUUUACACCGAGAUGUACGACAUGCUCAAGAACAUGGAACCACCGUUGGGCUUUGGUAAUAAAUGUCCGAACAGGCUUGCCUAUAAGAAACUUAUCAGGAUGAACAUGCCAGUGGACGAGGACAUGAAGGUGAACUUCACCACCACGUUGUUCGCCCUCAUUCGCGAGAAUCUUAAUAUUAAAAUGAGAAAAGCCUCUGAGAGGGAUCAAGCGAAUGAAGAACUGAGAGAUACGAUUAAAAAGAUUUGGCCUCUGCAAGCAAAAAAAAUGUUGGACCUUUUAAUACCUAGGGACGAAGAAUUGGGCAAAGGUAAGAUGACCGUUGGUAAGAUAUACGCCUCCCUCCUGAUACUUGAAAAUUGGAGAACGACUAAGUUUGGUCGGACAUCAACCAGACAGCAAUCGGCCUUCCUCAACUGCAUACUGGACAUGACAGGAGUAGAUCACCCAGCCGAAAGUAGGAGCAGCCUUGAACAACCACUGUCGGAAACGAAGCUCGAUCAGCGCAAGGAGGACGACCACGAGCAUAGACGUCAACGUAGCAUCAGAAAUAAAAAGGUGAACUGGAAGAUGUCCCACCAAUACGAUAUACUAGGCAGCAGCGGAGAGAGUAGCCAGGGAUGGGGUGGGUCUGGGGUUGUACCCGUAGUUAAUGAUGAGGAUCGCGCCCCCGAGCUAGAGCCAUUGCUGGCUGAGAUGGAACUUCAGGACGUCGUAGUUACCGAGUCGCGUGCCGAUAGUACCGAGAGUCUUACCCACACCACCAAAAGACUUUACGUACCCGUACAAUCAGCUAAACAGCUACCGCAUUCAUCGACUUUAAGGAGACGACUCACCAGGAUGGACUCAGGACGAUCUGGAUACGAGCCUCACGGUCAUCACGAUGGACCAGGGUUUAGCGACACGGUUAGCAACGUCGUUGAGAUUCAGAGACACACGCAUCAUCCCCAUCCGUCACAGUACGAUCAUCGGCACAGAAUGCGAGGUCCGUGGAGCACUUUGACCAGCCCAGUGAGAACACCGAGCCCUAUUCGCCACGAUCGACCCCAGCAUUACGGAACGACCAGUUUGGAGGAACGAUCAAGAAGCCCGAGUCCAGUCGGUACUUACCAGCUUGUCCACUUGCAUCAAUACGAUCAUCGACAUCCCUACCAACAUAGUUAUCCGGUGUUGGCAACCAGACGGGGACGGGGUCGUCGACUGCCUGCAACGCCGAACAAACCUUCGACCUUGAAGUUGAAACCGAUCAUCAAUUUCCCAAAGUUGAGCGUUUCGCCGACUCAUGAAUCGCAAAUACACAUGCCGACUGAAAUGCAGCAUUCACCGACUGAAAUGCAGCAUUCACCGAUUGAAAUGCAGCAUCUAUCGACUGGAAUGCAGCAUCCACCGACUGGAAUACAGCAUCCACUAACUGAAAUACAGCAUCCACCGACUAGAAUGCAGCAUCCACCAACUGGAAUGCAGCGUCCACCGACUGGAAUGCAGCGUCCACCGACUGGAAUCCAGCGUCCACCGACUGGAAUGCAGCGUCCACCGACUAGAAUGCAGCGUCCACCGACUAGAAUGCAGCGUCCACCGACUGAAAUGCAGUAUCCAUCGAUUAGAAUGCAGCGUCUACCGACUAGAAUGCUGCGUCCACCGACUAGAAUGCAG
Molecule: messenger RNA, 4056 nt
Organism: Heterotrigona itama
Lineage: Eukaryota; Metazoa; Arthropoda; Insecta; Hymenoptera; Apidae
Source: the annotation of a GenBank genome assembly